AGCUUGUUGUGCGGUUGUUCGACGUUCGUUCACAAGUAAAAUGGCGGCGAUUAAUGUGAAAGGCGAAACGUUGUCUUAUUUCUAGUUGUAAAUAAAGUAAUUGGUAAUCUGAAACGUUGUUAUUGUUAUAAAUAAGGAGGAUGAAUAGAUACAAAGUGGAAUUUGCUAAGUGAACAUUUGUAAGCAUUGAAAAAUCCAAGUGAUUCUACACAAUAGACCAAAACCCGUCGCAACGAGCACUCGAGGCCAUAUUUAUGAUGUUAUCUGUUGUGUGAGCGUCCUCUGAAAGCACAUUGAUAAAUGAUUGCAGAAAACUAAGGCGAUGGGGUUUUGUUUAUGUGAAGAUUAAAUUGACAUCAUGACAUCAAGUACUGCAAAUUAGUGUUUGUAAGAAUACAUUGACGUGUGCUACAAACUAUGGAUGAAAGUGUGGACUUCUACUGACAUAUUACAUACAUUGACACUUAACAUAACAUCACGGAGGUGGUAAUGGAUCCAGUAGGACCAUGGUCAGCAUAUGCUUCGUACAAUCGAUUAGCAGGGGUUCAGGCUGGUGCUGCGAGUGGGGACUUUCAUCACCACCUCACAAGUGGUGGUUCAGGCCUAAGUGGCCAGUCAGUACCCUCUACGACCAGCCAAUUGUUAUUACAAGCAGCGCACACAACAGCCUCUUUAGCAGGGCAACUAGGUUCUUCGACUGCCUCACCCUUCAACCCUGGAGGAUUUCUUUCCCCCCCUGCUGUAGGCUAUGAUGCAGUGUUUUCACCACUAUUUCAUCAUGCCAACCCGAAACCUGCACACUAUAGUUCUUCACUUCAAGCUCAACACCGGCAAGUGAUUGCUCAAGCUCAGGCAGCAGUUGCAUCAAAGCAGUCUUCAGUUGAAUCUGAACUUUCCUCUUUAAGAGAAAACUAUUCUCAUCAGACAUUAGCAGCACAAGGGACAGCUUCCUUCUUUGAUCAAUCAACAACACCAGGUGGAGCUGGUGGACUAAGUUGGCAAGGGAACAACCAACUACCAAGCCCGUUUGGAAUACUACCCCAUGAGAGUGUAGUGCCCUCAUCACCAAGUCCAGCCACAACAAAGGCAUCUGCAACUUAUGAUAAUUUUAAUGCACAUUUUGCUGCAGCCCAAACCCUCAAUAACCACCUUAACUCUCAGAUUUCCAGUGCUGGUAAACAAAGCAAUAGGUCAGGUUCCCCGGCGAGUGCAUCUAAGCAACCAGCUUCUUCGACAUCUUCAUCAACAUUUUUUCAAUCGCCUUCAACAUUUGGAAGUCAGACUGAUAGCGCAUAUAGUUCGAGCAGUGCAAAGAGUGGACAACUUUCGUCACAGCAGGACUAUGCUGGAAGUAAGUCUUAUUCAGGUUCUGCAAGUUCUACUACCCAUUCACAACAGUCAUGUAUUGUGUCAACUCCAACAGUGACCUCCUCCUUGUCCUCUCCUAGUAAGGAUUUCCGUUCCUCUUCCAGCUCCACUUCCAGAACCUCUUCUUCUGUUUACAACUCACAAUCACCUAAGAAUUCUAGUAGUGAAAAAUCUCCAAGGCAGUCGUCCGGUAGUGCCAGCAGUUUUGUGUCUCCCACGACUAAAGCGCCACAAGUACAGACUAAAGCACAAAGUAAAAUAUACCCUGAGUUAAGUAGUGAACAAAGGAAAAGUUGUGAAUCUAGUGAUAAGCUUCAGCCCCAAUCAUCUCCUAUAAGUUACUCUAUUAUGGAUGCUCCAGGCAGACUCAAUUAUAGUACUAGUAGUGGUACUACCUCUUCAAAAUCAAAUAGAAUUGGUAAUUCUCAAUAUUCCUCAACUCAUAAUUCAAGCUUUAGGCAUUAUCAAAGUGGAAAUAAUGUUGAAUCUGAUUAUCAUGUCCGAGCUAAAAGUAGUUCUAGUACAGACACGGGAUAUUCCAGUAGUAGUUCGCAAAAUGGGCCAGAUUGUAGUGGGGCUGCACCCAGAAGACCCAGUCCUCUGCAAGCGCCUGCUCAAACUUCUCCCUUAGGUCACGGAUCUAGUCCGGCGUACCCUAUGUACCAUAGUCCUAUGAACUCCACUAACUCGCCUCAACAGCAUGGUGAUCAUUACAGUAAGGUCAAUAGUACGGCGCCUCGUUCCCCACUAGAUGCGUCGGUUUCUAGGCCUUCAUCUCAAAAUAGUCAGGUAGCGUAUCCUUCAGUUAUAACUAGAGCAUUAGGUAUUGAGCAAAGUAAAACGUAUUCAGAGAAUCGCUAUGAACGGACAUCCAAUCAAAGUUCAACGCCAGGACAAACCUGUUGGGAUGGCGACCGUCAGGCGUCCAGAAAGUAUUCUAGUAGUAGUAACAGUAAUAAUUAUAGCAAUAAUGGAUUAUCUGAAAGUAAUAAUACUCAUAAUGAAGAAUCGGUAUCUCAAUCAACGUCACAUAGGACGUUAAAUUUAGCUGAAAAACAACACGGUUAUUUUGAUGGCACUAAUGUAGCAUUACAAGAUUUAUCUAGCUGUCGUGGUGACCCCAUGAGUAUAGUGAAAAAUUUACAAACUUUACAGCAAAGUUGUCAAUUACAAGAGAUCAAAUCCAGUAAGAGUCAAACGCCAGUUAGUGCUCCAACAAAAGUGACACCUCGUAGAAAAAGUACUGAAAAAACGGUCACUCAUAAUAUGAAUGAUAUCUCAAACGCGGUAAUGGCAGAUUAUCUAGCUAAUAGGAUCCCUCCCCCUGCACACAGUUCUACAAGUAAUCAGCAACAGAAUGGUACCUACUUUGACUUUGAAAGAUGGAACCUACCACCACCUCCACCGAAAAUGUUUCCCGGCACCUCCGCAUUUGGCUCCCAAGCAACUCUUCAUGCCACCAAUUUUAACCAACACCAAGCACUUGCCAUGCAGCAUGGGCAUGCACUUACCUAUUUCCCUCCUUUCCACUUAGGUCCGCAUCCCGACUUCCAGUCAUCUGUGGAGUUAACACCGUUGUCGUCAUUUAGUGAGACUCCACCUUCGGCUUCCUCGUCAUCUUUUUCAACUCCCGAAACUCGUGAAGAGGAACAGCCUAAGGUGGUAGUGCCUAAUAUAGAAGAAGAACUUGGUUUCCUUGCAGAACAACGGGGAAAUACAUCUUCGGUAGCACCCUCUUCUCAGCAGCAGAAUCUAAACAGCACUUCACAAGACGCUACUUCAAAAAUAAUGGAAAAAAAAUUCAAUGUGCCAGUCACGGGCCCAGGAUCUGGUUUCAUGGCUUCUUAUUUGAAAUUUUUACAAGGAGAGCGUGACACCUCUCCGCCGCCGGCCGGCAGAGGCGCCAGAAAGUCUACUUGGUCGCGAACUACUACAAAUAAUACGAAUAAUAAAAUUUAUCCUCAUAAUGACCAUGUCAAAUGUGAUGGAAAUCCCGCUCAGAGUUCCAACGGCGCAAUGGGAGCCAAUGUAAUAAAUUCGGCAAUGUCCCUAAGUAACCCCGCAAUGACUGCGCCGAGUAUGAGCUCGGCGGGCCUGAUGGGUGCCAAUCAGUUACAAGGCGCGUCAUCGAAUCUCCUCGGCUCACAAGCGAAAGGGAUCGAAUUAGACGAUCCUCGAUAUUAUAUCAAUAAGGACAGAAAACGUAAAUAUGACGGUAGCGAAGAGAGCAGCUACGACGCGGAGGAGGAGGCUCGCCGGUCGAGCAAGCCGGUGCUGAACGUGCCCAGCACGCCGCUGAGCGACAAGGGCAAGAAGGGGCGCGCGCCGAGCAAGCCGCCGGCGGCGGUGGUGGCGCCGCAGCCGGCCGCGCCCAAGAAGCCGCGGGCCCCGGCGCCGCCGCCCGGGGCCGCGCUGCAGGCCGCGCCGCACCAGCAAUACUAUUACCAGCACCAGCCCGACGAAGUGGCACACAGCACAAAUUUGGGCUAUGGGAGUUACGGGGCGGCGGACAACGAGAGUAAUGCGAACAGGAAAUUGCAUCACAUUAAAUCCCAUCAGCAGCUCAGCACCGGACAGGUUGACGACUCCAGGCCAGGCCAGAUUGAGGAAAUGCCUUAUCAGUCGGGAGAGUUUGUGGCAAUAAAAAGUGAGUUGAACGAAAUGUGGCCGUCCAUCUGGAGAGUUGACGGCAAGACGUUGUUACAAAAAUACGAGCCAUUUGAGGAGAAUGGUAAAGUUUUAUAUCGGAAUAUUUCUACAUAUGCAGCGUGGAACCCUGAAAAUAAAAAGCUAUACACACAAGUGUCCGUUAAAGUUAGGUCUCAAUCUCAUUUGGAAACAAUAGUAGAGUUAGUAAGAAGCGAACUGCAAUUCGACGACUGCAAUUUCAUAGAAAAAAGGAUGCUCGAAACUCAAAUGUACCAGGAAAACUUCGAAGUCUAUAUACAAACUUUAAUAUCACACGCCCUGGAUCCUAAUUUUCUGACGGAAAUCUUUCAAGAACAAGACGAGUACUUCCUGUCGAACGUGAAGACGGUGGACGAGGUGACGGAGACGAUGCGGUCGCGCGUGUCGAGCGGUGGGGGUGGGGGUGGGAGUGGCGGAGGAGGCAGGGCGCUGGACUCGGCGGUGGGCACGUGGCCGGGGCUGAGCGUGGCGGCGGGGGCGGGCGCGUGCCGCGCGUGCGGGCGGCCGGCGGCGGCGCGCCUGCUGCUGUACGGGCAGCCCUACAACCCCGCCACGCUCGAGCCCGUGCAGCCCGACGCCCGCCUCGCCUACGAGAAGGAGUUCCUAGUGUGCGCGACGUGUUGCGGGCGCGUGCAGCUGUACUCGCGGAUAUCGCACCAGAAGUACCUGAUGUACGCGGAGUGCAGCAAGCGGGUGGCCGAGAAGCGCAUGCAGAACCCCAGCAAGGACACCACCGUCAUCCUCAACGAGCUGCUGGCCGACGAGCUCUGGCUGUCGCAGCUGUUCCGAGACGUGCGGCACUCGUGGGCCGAGGCGGAGUCGUGGGAGCGCAAGCUGCGCCACGCGCUGGCGCGGCACGUGCUGUAGCCUGCCGCGGACACUGAUGACGUCACCCACACUCGAACAUCACCAUCACUCGUGGGCCGAGGCGGAGUCGUGGGAGCGCAAGCUGCGCCACGCGCUGGCGCGGCACGUGCUGUAGCCUGCCGCGGACACUGAUGACGUCACCCACACUCGAACAUCACCAUCACUCGUGGGCCGAGGCGGAGUCGUGGGAGCGCAAGCUGCGCCACGCGCUGGCGCGGCACGUGCUGUAGCCUGCCGCGGACACUGAUGACGUCACCCACACUCGAACAUCACCAUCACUCGUGGGCCGAGGCGGAGUCGUGGGAGCGCAAGCUGCGCCACGCGCUGGCGCGGCACGUGCUGUAGCCUGCCGCGGACACUGAUGACGUCACCCACACUCGAACAUCACCAUCACUCGUGGGCCGAGGCGGAGUCGUGGGAGCGCAAGCUGCGCCACGCGCUGGCGCGGCACGUGCUGUAGCCUGCCGCGGACACUGAUGACGUCACCCACACUCGAACAUCACCAUCACUCGUGGGCCGAGGCGGAGUCGUGGGAGCGCAAGCUGCGCCACGCGCUGGCGCGGCACGUGCUGUAGCCUGCCGCGGACACUGAUGACGUCACCCACACUCGAACAUCACCAUCACUCGUGGGCCGAGGCGGAGUCGUGGGAGCGCAAGCUGCGCCACGCGCUGGCGCGGCACGUGCUGUAGCCUGCCGCGGACACUGAUGACGUCACCCACACUCGAACAUCACCAUCACUCGUGGGCCGAGGCGGAGUCGUGGGAGCGCAAGCUGCGCCACGCGCUGGCGCGGCACGUGCUGUAGCCUGCCGCGGACACUGAUGACGUCACCCACACUCGAACAUCACCAUCACUCGUGGGCCGAGGCGGAGUCGUGGGAGCGCAAGCUGCGCCACGCGCUGGCGCGGCACGUGCUGUAGCCUGCCGCGGACACUGAUGACGUCACCCACACUCGAACAUCACCAUCACCCAACGACACCGCAUUAUAAACCGUUUCCAAAGAGCACGAGGUCACCACACGUAGGUGCAAUUUUACUUGUAAAAUGCUACGGUUCGACGGGCACGACCGAGUUGUAUUCGACACCAUUUUUAUACUAGAAUAACCAAGGCACACCCCUAGAGCCUAAUUUUUGUAAAUAUUUUUAAUUUACAUGAGUAAUAGUCGUAAUUGUUGACGCGACGACGACGAGAAAUAAAUUCGCGCUCCCACGCUAACCCCCUUAUUCAUAAACGUGUACUAAAGUUACAAUACUGCUAAUCAUCGUUUGUCCCUUUCCGAUGUAUUGGUAUGAUGGAAAGGGACAAACGAUGAUUAGCGGCAUCGUAACUUUAGUACAUGUUUAUAAAUAAGGGGGUAAAUGAGUGCGGGAGCGCAGACGUGUGGAGACCUUGAUGGUCCCGCGUGUAGCGGCAGCGGGGCCCGCGUGUAGCGGCAGCGGGGCCCGCGUGUAGCGGCAGCGGGGCCCGCGUGUAGCGGCAGCGGGGCCCGCGUGUAGCGGCAGCAGGGUAAACGCAUUCGAGACUGUGCGCCCGGACCGACGGACAAAAAUGUUUCUUUGUUCCCGAAAUAUAUUUUCUUUUUUUAAGGACGCUUGCCCGAAAUAAGUGUAAUGUUCUAAAUCGAGCACGAACGGUAACAUUUUGAAGUAAAUAGUGAAUAAUAAUCGAGCUACUUCGGAUUAUUUUCAAAUUAUUCCGCAUAAAGUACCCGAUGAACAUCUGCGGAAUCACUCUGAUGCAAAAAAGUAAAUGCAAUCUUUGUAAACAAUAAAAAUAACAGUUUCCUGUUUAUUGACAAUUAUUGCGAACACAGAUUAGAUAAGUUAGAUAUCGAAACCCGACUUUGCUUUCAUUUUAAAGUAUUCAUAUCAUUAGUGCGAACGGAUCAGUAGCGUUAGUGCACUGUAAUUGCCUCGUGCACGAGCAGUGUGGUAAAGUUGACUUUCGUUAAUCGUCAACGCUAAAUCGAAUUUAAGAAUGUGAUCAUUUCCACUUCCCGAUUGCCGCCGGCUACAUAUUCUAGCAUCAAAUGGUCAAAUGUAUUGUUUAAAAAAAAACACUUUCUUAUAUUCAAAUGUAUAUAUGUAGUUAAAUAGUCGCUUAGUAUUUAAAUAAUUUUCUCACACUUAACUAGACGUGUUUAAAAAUGAAGCAAGUAUAUACGGUACUCGAUUUAGCAUUUAAUUUACUUGUCAGGGCAGACUACAGUGUUUUAUACAUCACAUAGGUUUAGUUUAAUGUCGGGAUUUCUCUUGUAUUUUUAUUGGCUGUUACUUCGUUUUUACCAGUUGUUUUGAAUGCGCCGGUGCCAUUUUUACGGAAUACAUAUUAUGUACUUGUAAUUAGUUCUAAUUCAGUGGAGAUAUGUAUUUGUGUUUUUAUUCGACACGUUUAGGCCUAAAAUUCGUAGCAGUGCCAACACUGGACUGACAUCAGUGCAGUCCAAUGCAGCAUCGUUGCUUUGACGUUGCAAUGGCAGGCAAAGCAAUAUACACACACUGGACAAGGAAAGUGGCAUCUAUUUAUAUAUAAGUUUAUUUAUUUAUAUCUUGUUAUAUUUUGAUAAAACAUUAAUGAAGUGAAGUAUCUAAUACCUGCAUUAUAUUUCGGUAAUAUCGAUGCGAUGUAUAUAAAAUACCAGUGGAAAGUGAAUUUCACCGGAGAAAUAAUAGUUAAGUCACGGCCUAUGGCCCUAAUUUGUAUAUGACAAUGUACAUGUUAAAUUCAAUGUGUAUGUUAUAUUUGAUUUGUAUAAAUUAGUAUAGAAAUGUAUAACUGUUCAGAGGUUGGGAAACCAUAGCUAAUGAAGGCCUUUAAUGAUACAUAUACAGAUGCACACUUUUGAAUGCUUGUACAGUUGAGGAAAUUGAUUCUUUAGCAGUUUUCGGUUCACUUUACAUGGGACAGCUCUUAGCAUAUGUACGAGUAAGUACAACCAAAUUUGCUUGAGCCGCAAACUGCUAAAGAAUCAAUUCCCCCACCGUAUCUACAUAAAGUUAACUGCUGGAGCAUUUGUGUUAAUGGUGGCUUAGAAAAUGUUUAGUUUCGUAUGGAUAACUGAAGCUCUUAUUUUAUGUGACGAUACACAAAGCAACUUUAUAGUGUAAGUACCAUUUACUUUCUUCACAAAACCAACAACUUUUGCGUUAUUUUUACUCAGAAUUACGAAGACCAUCGAUUAAGCGGCUACCAGGCCAAAUUCGAUGUUUUUACGUGGCUAUAGCAAGCUCGAACGUUAUAUAAACAAGAAAGGUAUGUACAUAAUAUUUUAGCUUGGUAAUUAUUCUUUAAUUUUGUCUACUGAUAUUUCAAAAAACAUCUUAUCACCAGUAAAUAAAUAUUCCGUGAGCCCUUUUCUUGAGUUGAAAUCCGUAUAAACUCCUAUAUAAUGCAACGCUUAGACACGAAACUGUUACCAAUAGUGAAUAAUGAUUUACACUCCAAUUACGUCUGCCGAUUUUUUAAUUAUAUAAAUAGUUUUGAGAAAUCGAUACUAUUCAAGUUCGUGCGUUACCCCGGCGCGCGGGUCCCUGCGCGGGCGACGAGGGGCAGUCGCAGCUUAACCGUCAGACGAGGAACCUGUGUCACUCGACGCGACGCGCGCGCAUUUAUUCUCUGUCAAUUGAUCGUAUGAUUUUGAUUUUAGUGAUAGGACACUGUUUAUUUAAGCUUAAAGUGAGUGAGUGAAUAUACAUUAAGAGAGCGAAUGGACGCAAUAAUUUGCUUGCUUGUGCAAAUUCAAGUUGUAAAGGUGAAGAACGAGGGAGUUGGAAAGCGCGAGGUCAUUCAGAUAGGGGGCGCCCUUAAAAGAAAAAAAAACAAUAAAAGUGACAGUUUUGUGACGCUUUUUCACAUACGUUUUGUAUGGACCGUCAAAAACUGACACAAAGAAUUUGGAUGAAAAACUGGGGACACUUUCAGUUUCAGUCAAUAAUCCUCGUAAUUCGGAGUCGAAAUAACUCAAAAUUUGUUAAUUUUUCGAAAAAAAUAAAUGGUACACUUUUUGCUGAAAACCCCCGCCUACACAUUUAAGUGUGUGUUUUACAUUGUUACGUAAUACCUAAUGCUGCUUUCUAUGGUCCAGUCUUUUAAAGUAAUUAAUUUAAAUACCUAAUUAUUUAAUAAUGUUUUAUGACGCUGACAUACAGGUGGAUUUUGUAUAUGAUUGAAAAAUAUAGUGAAUCUAUGAUGGAGUUAUGAUUUGAUUUAUGAUAAUAAUUAUUAUUAAUUACACACAAAUAGACGUCAAUAUUUAAAUCGCUUUGUUUAUUGUGUUUGCUUCUGUUGAAAUGUGAGGUAUAUAUUGUAUGUAGAAACUUUAUUCGCUACGUACGAGUACUCGGAUAAUUCGACCGUAUGGACUUCAGAACAUAGUCAUUGUAAGAUCAAUUGGUCGUGUACCAGUUUGCAAUACCUAUACAUCGUUUUUUUUUGCGUUUGAAAAAGGGUAUACAAUCUUAACGUGUUUUUUUUUUAAUUGAUAAAUAUUUAAUAAUUAUACAUAGCAUGUGUAUAUGACCAUUUACAUUUAUUUGGUUUCAUAAGUAAUAGUUGCUAUUUUCUUAAAAGCGUUUAUCAAUAAAAAAGACGUUAAGAUUUUUUACCCUUUUUCUAAUGUUAAAAAAACUAAGUAUAUACCUAACGGCAUAGAUUUAUUGAUUGUAUUAGAUAUGUGAAGUCUAACACAAAUUCGUGCUGCGAAUUAAACAGCUAAUGUAGAUGGCGCUGUUCAGCUCCGUUCAUUAUUCGGUAACUCUGGUUGUUAACAUCACUUUACAAUUCAUUGACCAUAAAACUCACGGACCUAGAGUGUACAAAAUUGCUUGUCACCUACCAAACACGCGACGAAAAUUGAACACCAAGAGUCAUUGGAAGUAAUUGAUUCAUGACGUAUAUAUGAUAUGAGAUCCCACAUUAUACCGGGUGGGGCCUGCAACAUGACCAAAUAGACAUAGACAUAGACAUAGAGACAUAGACAUAGAAUUUAUUUAUUUAACACCACAUUGAAACAUGUUUACAGGCAAUACUACAAAACAUUACAAGCCUUAAAAUGAAACUUAAUUAGGCACAAAUUUAUGUUUACAUGUAGAUAUAAAAAACUUUUAAAAUUAUGAUGCUAAAAAGGAGCGAACCUCAGCAUGUGUUGCAGCAGGCUUACCUACUACAACGCUGGUUUUCAGGCCGACCCUUCGUACAAUACGAAUUUACUUGCUGCUUGUCGGUGUAAAUAAUUAAGGUUGUACUCCUCAAACGAUGACACUUCUGCAAUCACUUUCAAAAAUGUGGCCGCGGCCGGCAAAACGUCCCUCUUUUUCGCUUGCCAUAAGGACGAGAAUUUCUUGUUUUUAUACAAAUAACCUGUCAAGGAAUCCAUAUGGCAAAUGACAAAGUGGGACGUUUUGCCGGCCACGGUCACAAAUUAUGAAGUUAGACUUCCAAUUUUUCAUACAAAUAAAAUAUCAGCAAUGCGUACAUCAUUUUAAUUUAAUUGACGUUGCUUGUCACGCUUUAAACAUAACAAAGUUCAUCUUAGAAAAAAAACUUUAAAGUGUACUUAAAAGCAAACUAUAAAUGUUGGUCUGUUUGAGGAGUACAGCCCAGUUGAAUUUUUUAGGUUUAAGCUGACGAUAUGCGCAAUGGCUUCCCUUUUGCACACUUCAGUACCCCUAGUAGAUUUUUGAGUUUCCAAAACGUCCCGCUUGGCAAACGGUUCAAAAUCCCAUACAAAAUGAGACUUAAAGCAAACGCGUACGUCACGGUUCGCUUUCGAAUAAAUUUACACUAGGGGUACAGGUGUCAGCGACAUUCUAGAUGUUGAUGUUGACAAAAUUCGGGGCUCGAUUUUUUCUCAGACUACAUUUAUCUUAAUGAAUCAAUGAAUUUUUGCUAACUGUCCGCGGUAACGCGGUAAAAUUGAUUCCUAUAUCCUAUAGUUGUUUUUUUUAUUAUUAGAAAAAUGUAAACAAUCUUGACAUGUCUUUUUAGUGAAAAACGCUUUAAAAAAAUGAGUAACUAUUAUAAUUCAAAUGAUCGCAUAUGAUUUUAUAAGUGUUACAUAUUAUUUGCCGUGACUUAUUUUCAAGUGUUUUAUAUAAAAAUACGUCAACAUCGCUUACCUUUGUUAUGCUAAAACAACAAACUAUAUAUAAUUUUGUAUAUAAUACAUUCCGCAAAUAAAUUUCGGUCCGUUCAUUGGAAUCACUAGUAUUUUACUUGAGUGUCGAAAUGUAUUUUAUGCCUGUAAAUGAAUACUGACGUUACACUUAUAUGGGAACAAACGUUUAUAACUAAAGUUUUUCAGUCUGCUUCUUAUUGUAUGUCAUAACUAGGUACUUGAUGGAAUUAAACAUAAUUUUCGGGAAAAAGUGUAAGUGUUACUAACGCUAGCUCACUAGCAUUUAAAGCGGAAAAUAACUUGAUUUAAGAUAUUUCUAGGCCAUUUGUGUUGCUUCAAUUAGGUUUGCAUAAUUUUGUAGGCAAUCAUUUAGUGUUGUUUAUUGUAUACAAAAUCAAUUUGAAUGUACCAUAUAAUUGCCUGGAUAUACCCUCUUAAGUCUCCUGUAAGCUGUAACAUUUGUACAUUUGCACUAGGAUUCUUUCCCAGUAGUUACCACUGGUAAAUGGUGGGAAAAAAAUCCCUGUUACCAUCGGUAACAAAUUGGUGGUAAUUAGUGGGAAUAGCCCCAAAAACUUAAUGAGUGACCUUGGGUAAACUACUGGUGUGAUGUCGCUUCCUAGACUUUCCUACAAAAAUAGGGGCCAUAAAACGAUAUAUACUUUAAUCCUUUGAGCGUCACGCCUAUUAUUUAUAAAGCGCUACUAUAUCGUAAACCUUAUUGGAAUGCAUGAAUGCAUCUUCCUCGUCGCCGUCUUUGGGCCAUUUUUUAAAUUUUGUUGUGUUUUCAUUUUUCUCAGAUUUUGAUAAAAUUUGGUGGAUAGAUAGAGUUCCUUAUUAAAUAUAUAAUACAAAAUCUUCCACUAAGUUACGGAAAACGUAUGGAAUUUAUCGUUACACAAUUUCGUGUAUAUUCCGACUAAGUUUGAUACGGAGCUUUUCAAACCUACCAAUCUAUCAAAACCUGUCAAAAAAAAUGGCCCUUGGCGGUGAAAAGGCCAAUCAUCAGGUAGUUUACCCUAGUAGUUACAUUAACAAAGCUUUAAUGAGCUUAACAAUAUAUAAUGACCAUUGUUGGCAGGUACCUAACUAACUGCACUCAAAAUUACCAUUUUACUUCGUACAAUAAAUGUUUCUUACGCUGCCCUUAUUAUUUAUACGUGAACAAAAUAUGACGAUAUUAUAUUUUUACUUUACGAAUAAGUACACUAUAAAUGAUAUUUUGUAUAAUUGCAUUAGGUUGUAUAGGAUAAUAUAACAGAUAUAGAUAAAAAUAGGUAGUAAAUAGCAAAUAGAUUUGUAUAAAUAACAUUUCUGUCAAUAUAUAAAGUUGAAGAGGACUUCAUUUAUUUGCUUAGAUGGACACGGUCACGGGUCUACAUCGAUUUGAUGCAACAUCUUUCUUAUAUAAGACAUCCUCAAUAAAUGGCAAUUUUAAGAA
Cydia pomonella (codling moth) is the source of this 12479-nucleotide messenger RNA. RefSeq names its product serine-rich adhesin for platelets-like. Bases 490 to 4923 code for a protein of 1477 amino acids. Gene Ontology annotation, cellular component: nucleus. The record is from RefSeq and is a predicted model, not a curated record. The transcript is spliced from 8 exons. Lineage: Eukaryota; Metazoa; Arthropoda; Insecta; Lepidoptera; Tortricidae.